GUAGGGGUGGGGUGGGUGUGGGAGAGGGAUGUAGGUUUGGGGAGUACUGUGCACCAAUUGCUGUCUGAAGGCUUGAAAGGGGUAUGAUCAAAGGAGAGGUAAAUGCAGACAAAGACCAAGAGGUGACAGAGCCUUCAGGGAUUCUCACAGUUUUUCCUAUGGGAGAAGGGGGAGAGGUACUAGGCAGAGAUGGAGAAGAGGAGAAUGAAGAAUGGAAAAUCCAAGGAAGAAGGGAUUGAGGAUGAGGUCCCCAAUAUCAAUAUGCCCGAGACUUCAUGGAUCUCAAGAAAUGGCUGCCCAGUGUGUCACGAAGGUGGAGCUGAAUGUUUCCUGUAGCAAUCUUAUGGAUACAGAUGUCGGGUCAAAGUCGGACCCUUUAUGUGUAUUAUUUCUGAGUACAAGUGGUCAACAGUGGUAUGAGGUUGAACGCACAGAAAGGAUUAAGAAUUGCUUGAAUCCCAAAUUUUCCAAGACAUUUAUUAUUGAUUACUACUUUGAAGUUGUUCAGAAAUUGAAAUUUGGGGUUUAUGACAUCGACAACAAAACUGUUGAGCUGAGCGAUGAUGACUUCUUAGGAGAAUGUGAAUGUACCCUUGGACAAAUUGUUUCCAGUAAGAAGCUAACUCGACCACUGGUGCUUAAAAAUGGCAAACCUGCAGGAAAAGGGAGCAUUACGAUUUCAGCUGAAGAAAUAAAGGAUAAUAGAGUGGUCUUGUUUGAAAUGGAAGCCAGAAAACUGGAUAAUAAGGAUCUAUUUGGAAAGUCAGACCCAUACCUGGAAUUCCACAAGCAGACAUCUGAUGGAAACUGGCUAAUGGUUCAUCGAACGGAGGUUAUUAAAAACAACUUGAAUCCUGUUUGGAGACCUUUUAAAAUCUCUCUCAACUCUCUGUGCUAUGGAGAUAUGGACAAAACCAUUAAGGUAGAGUGUUAUGAUUAUGACAAUGAUGGGUCACAUGAUCUCAUUGGAACAUUUCAAACCACCAUGACAAAACUGAAAGAUGCCUCCAGAAAUUCACCUAUUGAAUUUGAAUGCAUAAAUGAAAAAAAGAGGCAGAAGAAAAAAAGCUAUAAGAAUUCAGGUGUUAUCGUUGUGAAACACUGUGAGAUUACAGUAGAAUGCACAUUUCUUGACUAUAUCAUGGGAGGAUGUCAGCUGAAUUUUACUGUGGGAGUGGACUUCACUGGCUCCAAUGGUGACCCAAGGUCUCCAGACUCCCUUCAUUACAUCAGCCCCAAUGGUGUCAAUGAGUAUUUGACUGCCAUCUGGUCUGUGGGACUGGUCAUUCAAGAUUAUGAUGCUGAUAAGAUGUUUCCAGCUUUUGGUUUUGGAGCUCAGAUACCUCCUCAGUGGCAGGUAUCACAUGAAUUUCCAAUGAAUUUUAACUCAUCCAAUCCCUAUUGUAACGGAAUCCAAGGCAUAGUGGAUGCGUACCGGGCCUGUCUUCCUCAGAUAAAACUCUAUGGACCAACUAAUUUUUCUCCAAUCAUAAAUCAUGUGGCCAGAUUUGCUGCUGCAGCCACACAACAGCAAACAGCUUCUCAAUAUUUUGUGCUCUUGAUCAUUACCGAUGGUGUGAUCACAGACCUUGAUGAAACCAGACAAGCUAUAGUUAAUGCUGCUAAGCUGCCCAUGUCCAUCAUCAUCGUUGGAGUUGGAGGUGCUGACUUUAGUGCCAUGGAGUUUCUGGAUGGCGAUGGUGGAAGUCUUCGUUCCCCUUCGGGAGAGGUGGCCAUCAGGGAUAUUGUCCAGUUUGUGCCUUUCAGGCAGUUCCAGAAUGCUCCAAAAGAAGCACUUGCUCAGUGUGUGUUGGCGGAAGUUCCCCAGCAGGUGGUGGGCUACUUCAACACCUACAAACUCCUUCCUCCCAAGAACCCAGCUACGAAAUAAGAGGAACUGUGACCACUUCAAUAGAAUUCUUUUGUGCUGUGUGGAGCAAUGCUACCUUUUAUCCAGAAUCGUGUAUCUGUCAUUUUAUGUACUCUUCACCUCUAGCAUUUGUGAUGUAGAUCUAGUUUUCUAUGGAUUGUAUCUGUUUAAAGCAUUCUUUUGUACUUUUUUGGGGUGAUAGUGCCAAGUCCAUCUUUGCUCAAUCAAUUCAGUGAUUACUAGUGAUUUACAGUAAUUGCAGUGAGGCUAUUUUGAUUAGAAACUAGUGUAGGAAAAGCUGAGUUUGUCAUUGUUGUUUUUUACUUUCAUAUGAUGAAAAUGAUGUUUUUAAAUGUUUGUCCUUAGGAAUGAAAAAUUGUUGGGAUGAUGUGAUUUGCAGGUUGCUGCACUUGGUUAAUAGUGUAUGAUAAAGCCAAUGUCCAUACCUAAUUAUGAGAGCUUCUUAAAUUAGAUGAGGUUGAAUUUGUUACUGGAACUCUGUGUUCACUGCUUUUCCAUGGAGUAAAACCUCCCUUUAAUUACAUCUGAUUUUUGCUGUAGUUUAGAUUCUACAGUUUAUAAAACAGCAUGCACUCACAUGGGACUUCAU
Molecule: messenger RNA, 2480 nt
Organism: Microcebus murinus (gray mouse lemur)
Lineage: Eukaryota; Metazoa; Chordata; Mammalia; Primates; Cheirogaleidae
Source: RefSeq, a predicted model, not a curated record